Molecule: messenger RNA, 5276 nt
Organism: Stegastes partitus (bicolor damselfish)
Lineage: Eukaryota; Metazoa; Chordata; Actinopteri; Pomacentridae
Gene: srcin1a
Product: SRC kinase signaling inhibitor 1a
Exons: 21
Coding region: 24-4526 (1500 amino acids)
Biological process (GO): regulation of dendritic spine morphogenesis
Cellular component (GO): cytoplasm; postsynaptic density; actin cytoskeleton
Source: RefSeq, a predicted model, not a curated record
AUCCCGAGCGUGGUGGCAGUCACAUGAUCUCGACAGAUGACCUGGAGUAUCCGCGGGAGUACCGGACGCUGGGGAACAGCGCCCGGCGUUUCUCCAAUGUGGGCCUGGUGCAUACGUCGGAGCACCGCCACACCGUCAGCGCCGCCCAGAGCCUGGAGGCCCUAACCAACCUGCACAAGGCUGACAUGGAACGCAAGCGGGAUGCCUUCAUGGACCACCUGAAGAGCAAGUACCAGCAGCAACAGCAGCAGCUGCAGCAUCCACACCACAGCCCCCACCACAACCCGCCGUCGCCCUCGCCCUCCCACGCCAGCAUGAGGGGGACAUCAGAGCGGUCCGCACGAGAACAGCAACAACCCAACUACUGGAGCUUUAAGAGCCGCAGUCCACGCCAUUCCCAGUCUACCCAGUCGGGCCUCGCUGACCAGGCCGCCAAGCUUUCCUUCGCCUCCGCUGAAUCCUUGGAGACCAUGUCGGAAGCCGACAUCCCCCUUGGUUUCAACCGGAUGAACCGAUUUCGCCAGAGCCUGCCGCUGUCCCGCUCUGCCAGCCAGAAUAAGCUACGUUCUCCAGAUGAAUUUUCAGGCGUGCUGUUCCUGCAGUAUGGAGAUGAGACACGUCGGGUGCACAUCACCCACGAGCUGAGCAGCCUGGACACGCUGCACGCUCUCAUCGUGCACAUGUUCCCUCAGAAGUUGACAGCAGGUAUGCUGAAGUCGCCCAACACGGCCAUCUUGAUCAAGGACGAGGCGCGCAACGUCUUCUAUGAGCUGGAAGACGUCCGAGACAUUCAGGAUCGCAGCAUCAUCAAGAUUUACCGCAAAGAGCCCAUCUAUGCUUCUUACCCAGCUGCUGCACACCUGGCUAACGGAGACCUCAGGAGGGAAAUGGUGUAUUCCUCCCGUGACUCCUCUCCAACGCGUCGCCUCAACACCCUCCCUUCCUCCACAGCCUCGGCGUCCUCCGGCUCUCCGUCCCGCUCACGCCUCUCCUACAGCGGCGGCCGCCCUCCAUCCUUCGCCGGGUCCCAUCCCCAGCAUGAGCAACCCCGACAUCCCCACCAUCCCUCAGCCGGCCACGGUGCCAACGCAGGCCUGUCUCCUUCGCCCAGCGCAAUCCUGGAGCGCCGCGACGUCAAGCCUGAUGAAGAAGUUUCUGCAAAAAACAUGGCACUGAUGAAGAACGAGGGGCUGUAUGCAGAUCCCUACAGCUUGAUGAACGAAGGUCGCCUCAGCAUUGCCUCCACCCAGUCAUUAGCUGCCAUCGGAGACCCCUUUAGCUUCCCCGUGUCCACUGGCCUGUACCGCCGUGGCUCUGUGCGCUCCCUCAGCACCUACUCGGCUGCUGCUCUUCAGGGGGACCUGGAGGACUCUCUUUACAAGCCCGGAGGUUCGCUGUACUCUGACACAUACUCCUCGGCCACUCUGGGCAUGGGUUUUCGCAUGCCGCCCUCAUCCCCCCAGAAAAUCCCUGACAUGCAGCUGAGGGACAGGGACUCGUAUUCCAGCUCACCCAGGGCCUCACCUGUCAGGCAGUCUUUCCGCAAGGACUCCGCCUCCUCCUCUGUGUUCGUCGAGAGCCCAAAGUCGAGGCCCAGCUCCAGUUCAGAGCCUCUGUGUCUAACAGCUGGACCUGGAGAGGGCAGCAGGACCAUGCCUGGUUUUGGUUCUUCAUUAUCUGGACAAGACGCAGAUACUAGCAGGGAUCAUCGCCUGGAGCGCAUGGAGGCCAUGGAGAAGCAGAUAGCCAGCCUGACUGGCCUGGUCCAAAGCGUCCUGACCAGAGCACCAGAUAGCGACAGCACCGAGAAGACCGAAACCAACAGUGACGGCUCCGCCACUGGAACUGGACGGCUGAAGCAGAAAGCUCACACGCCGUCAGCACCCCUAGCUCUGAUGCCGCCGCCACCUUCUAACAUGAGCCAGGUGAACAGCGUUGGCCGCUUGCAGAUGCAGCUCCAUCUGCACGGGCUGCAGCAAAAUGCAACUGACCUGCGCAAGCAGCUCACCCAACUACGCAAGAUACAGAUUGAGAAUCAGGAUUCAGUGCGAACCCUGUUGAAACGGACGGAAGCGGAGCUGAAUGUGCGCGUGGCCGACGCCCUGAGGAAGCAGGAGGAUCCUCUGCAGAGACAGCGCCUCCUGGUGGAGGAGGAGAGACUCAAGUACCUGAAUGAGGAGGAGCUCAUCAUUCAGCAGCUCCACGACCUGGAGAAGUCAGUGGAGGAGAUCCAGAAGGAGUCGUCUGUCAACCACAAGCUGGUGACAGUGCAGGAGCUGGAGGAGAAGGCCACUGUUCUGAGAAAGCUGGGAGAAACACUGACAGAGCUGAAAAAUCAAUUCCCCAGCCUGCAGAGUAAGAUGCGGGUGGUGCUCAGGGUGGAAGUGGAGGCCGUGAAAUUCCUUAAGGAAGAGCCACACAGACUGGAUGCCCUGUUAAAACGCUGCAAGACUAUAACCGACACCCUUGCCACCAUGCGCAAACAAGCAAAUGAGGGAGUAUGGAAGAAGCAAGAGGACUUCUCCAGUCCUUCAUCAAAGCACAAUGAGGACUUGCGAAAAUUUGCAGACUUUGACAUCCCCACCAGUCCUCCUCUCACCAUCAAUGACCUUGGGGGAGGCAACAGCCUGUCCAAUUGGAGCCCUCACUCCAGCCUCAGCCGUGUUCACGGUAACCCAUCCGGCCCUCACAAGGACAAUCAUCCUCCUGUCCCCCACAAGGGCAAAGCUCUGGAGGAGCUGGAGCGCCGUGCUGCUGCUGACAAAGCUUUGUCCGUCGAAGUCCGACUGGCAGCAGAGCGAGACUGGGAGGAGAAGCGAGCCAGUCUAACCCAGUACAGCGCCCAGGACAUCAACCGGCUGCUGGAGGAGACCCAGGCUGAGCUGAUGAAAGCUAUUCCAGACCUGGACUUUGCUGCAAAGCAGAUCAAGCCCUCGUCCAACACACCGUCCACCCAAAACCCCCAGAGUGGGGCAGCGACCCCAGAGCACCGUGCCAGCAAGCCCCAGCACAAGCUUUCUGGAAGAGAGGGAGGAUCCAGGCGUGGCUCUGAUGAGCUGACAGUACCUCGAUAUCGCACAGAGAAACCCUCCAAGUCUCCUCCACCUCCACCUCCGAGACGCAGUUUUCCUUCUUCUCCAGGUCUGACCACUCGCAGCGGAGAGCCACUAAUUCCUGGAAAAAGCAUAAAGAAAUGUGAAUCUGAAGAGACUGAGGGCCAGAAGCCUCACGUAAAACUGAGGAGGACCGUGUCUGAAAACCCUCGUCCUGCGUCUACACCUCCAACACUGGCCUCUGGGGACAAGGAGGAGUUAGAGGAGGAGAAAAUCGCUGCCGAAUUGGAGCUGUUUGAGAGAGCCCCGCUCAGGCUCUCUUUUCCCCCAUCACUUUCCCUGCCUGUUAGACCAUGCAGCAGGAACAGUGUACCCCCCUCCAGACCGGACCUUUGGCCACCUGAGGCCUCAGGCACUCAGGGAAGGCACUUGUCUCCUGUCCCCCACAUCGUGUUGACAGAGUGCUCAACAGCUUCACCCACUUUCUCAGAGGAUCCUGUCAGAGAUUUAGCAAAUGAACCUCUAGAGGAGAGUCCAUCACGAGACUGGACUGGUCACCACGUGGCCUAUGAGACCAUAAUUUCAAGGGGAAGAUAUUCAGAGGGAUUUCAAAGCCCUCCUCAGCGGGAGCAGAGUUGUUUGGAUGUAGAAUCCAAACCGGAAGUUGCCCUGCUGCUGACAGAGCUGGAAGUGAGGGUGGUGUCUCCCCUCGAGGCCCAUGAGCUCAGCAGGACUGCAGGGGAAGUUCUACAGAUUCUAACCAUCUCACCACAGACUGAAGAAGUCUCUGAGGUCCAGCUGAGUGAGCGGCCUGUCCUAGUGCUCUUCAGGGAGGAAAAAACUGUCAGAGAUGCUUACAAGCUGCUGUAUUCCUUUCUGGAGUCGCCCAAACCGGUUCCCAAACCCAGAUUGAAAUCGUCCCACCACUCAGGCCAGCAGAGCUCACUAGUGGAGGCUCUGAGGAGAGGGAUGGAGACAGGGGAGAGCAUUGUGACACUUCAACACACAACUGAAAUUAGUGCUACACAACAGAGUCCAGUGAGCCUCACUCAUGAGUCGAGUGGGUUACUUGGCUCUGUGGACAGUCUCACCAGUCGUAAAAGAACGGGAGAAGAUAUCAGACGCAACACCUUCAUGAGGCUGGACAGCUUGGAGGAGACUAUUCGAGAGCUGGAGAACACGUUGAUAGAGAUCAGUGGACAUCCUACAACAGAGCAGCUCUACUCUGAAACAACCGCCAACAGUACUCCUGUUCAGAGUCCAACCUCGGUGACCAAGAAGCCACCAGUCCCACCCAAACCGUCAACGCCGAGCACAGCACCAAUCCAGGGAGGACAUAAUUCCAGUGUCGGUAAGGUUCUCCACUCCUCAGCUGCCUCCAAGCUGAAGCAUCUGCAGCAGAACAGCACAGACAAGACUAAAAGUGGCAAAAGAGAGGACUUCCUGAAGAUCCAGGGCCAGCAACAGCAGUGAGCGACCUGUCCGUGUCCAGCCUCUUCAGCUUCCUUCUCCUCCUGUUCACCUGACUACAGAGAUACACACAUCCAUCUGCCCUCCCCCACCCCUUUGUACUCUAUCAGCUCCGUUUGCAUCUCCAGUGUUGACUCCAAAAUAUGCUCUGAAACCCACUCUGUGUGCAUUUGUGGAUGAGUGCGUACGUGUGUGUGUGUGUGUAUGUGUGUGUGUGCGCAAGCAUGCUUGCACAGGCAUGUUUGACUCUAAUGGUAAGGGAAGGUGCUGCAGGCCACAGAGCCCAGCCAGAGUUUUAAGACUUUUAUUUGUCAUGAUUUCCCCUUUGACCCCUUAAAACCUCAUCUCUCCUCUACCCCCCCUCCUGUCUUCUGUGUCCCUGCUCCACCUGAAGGCCUUGGGGACCAACAACACCAGUGGCAGUAUUGAGCCAUACCUCUCUGGUAUCAAAACGGGCAUUUUUUCAGGCCGAGUGGCCUCUCCUGCAGCAGCGUUUGCCCCUGGCCUGAGGAAGUACCCCAAGGAGGGGUCAAUGCCCUCCCUGACAGCCUCCUCAAGCCAAGCAAAGGCCCUCCUGGCAAGCCUGACUGCCUCCGGCCUGAGCGCUGAGGCCUUGCUCCUCUCCUCCACCCUCCGUCAUCACCGCCUUCUCCGUGAGCAGCGAGCCUCCUCCUUGCCUCCGCCCAGCAGCCAGUCCUCAUCCCCUACUCCCCCUGCUACAUCCUCCUCCUCUUCCUCCUCACCCACCACCCC